Gracilinanus agilis (Agile Gracile Mouse Opossum) is the source of this 1085-nucleotide messenger RNA. It is a transcript of the gene TMEM69, whose product is annotated as transmembrane protein 69. The transcript is spliced from 2 exons. Bases 59 to 811 code for a protein of 250 amino acids. NCBI's taxonomy places the organism in Eukaryota, Metazoa, Chordata, Mammalia, Didelphimorphia, Didelphidae. The record is from RefSeq and is a predicted model, not a curated record.
UUUGCCUUCAGAGGUCCGUCACCGGAAACGGUUCACCUACUCUGUGAUCGCAGACACCAUGCUCCGCCUUCUCCUUAGUUGCUCUAGGGCGCGUACCCAGAUCCUUAACAUCUCUCCAUCUGUGGCUCGGGUUCCUGGGAGGAAAAAGACAGAUACCCCUCGUGUCCUGAGGACUCCUCUGCAGAACGGUCCCCCUUUCUUUCUGAGACCGUGGCUCCUCACACCUGACCUGGGGUCUGAGAAUGGGGAUAAAGGCUAUCACACGUCUAAGUGCUGUUUUAAGAAGAAGCACUUUGUGGUCCCAAAGAGGCCACCAAGCACUCUUACAUACCUCCCAGACACCCCAAAGCCUGCCCUAUACGUAGCUUUGACUGGAUUGAUCCCCUUUGUGGCUCCACCACUGUUCAUGAUGAUGACGGAUACCUAUGUCCCUGUAUUGGCAUUUACACAAAUGGCCUAUGGAGCCAGCUUCCUGUCUUUCCUGGGAGGGGUCAGGUGGGGAUUUACUCUGCCAGAAGACAGUCCAGCCAAGCCAGAUCUCAUGAAUCUAGCCUGUAGUGGGGCUCCACUGGUGUUUUCCUGGUAUGCCUUCCUUAUUUCUGAAGGACUCCCUGAAGCCAUUGUCAUGGUGAUUAUGGGCUUUGGGGUGGCAUUACACAAUGAAGUCUUCCUCCUACCCCAUUAUCCUAACUGGUUCAAAGCCUUGAGAAUAGUAGUGACUCUAGUGGCAUUUUUUUCAUUUGUAGCCACUUUGAUACUUAAAAAUUUGUAUCCGGAAACUGGCCCUAAAAAGCCUGGUCAGGCUGAAUAAAGUCCACACACACAUACCCUACCCCAGGUUGUGAACAGGUAGGGUAUUAAGUUCCUUCACACAUUCAUGGAGGCUACUUUUUGUUUUCUCUGUAAUCCCUGCAUCUAAGGAUUGUUCCCCUGUGGAAAUCAUGUUGCCUGAGGCUCGGGAGAACUUGAUAAUAGCCCAGUUACUGGCAUAUGUGUCAUUAAACUGGCAAUCAGUAGCAUUUUUUCUUCUAUUUAUAAAUGAUCUAUAAAGAUUGUUUUAAAAGGUUUCAAAUAAAAUACCAGAU